This is a messenger RNA of Cladocopium goreaui, 1390 nucleotides long. NCBI's taxonomy places the organism in Eukaryota, Dinophyceae, Suessiales, Symbiodiniaceae. The record is from the annotation of a GenBank genome assembly.
GGUCCCCAGCUUUCCCUGGGCCUGGCUGCGCCCCGAAACUCGGGGCGUGAUGUCAUGUUGGGCCGCAAGCCCAAGGGAGAUGCCGCGGUGGGAGCCAGAGCCCUCGGCUCCCGGAGCGGCGCGACCGCUGCCAGCUCUGGCAAGAAGAGAAAAUGGCAGGAAGAACUCAGUGAUGAGAGCGAUGGAGCAGAGAAGAUCACUACUGAGGAGCUUGAGAAGUGGAAAGAGACCUUAGAAGAAGAGGAGAAACGUGAAGAAAUGGAAAGGGCGGAGCAGGAACGAAAAGCCAGAGAGGAAGAGAGGAAGCGAAAGGAAGCGGAGGAGGCCUUGCGCCUUCAGCGCGAGGCCGAGGAGGCCGAGGCCAAGAAGGAGGCCGACGAGGCGCGGAAGGCGCUGGAGGAGGCGGAGAUGGAACGCCGCAAGGCUGAGGAGGAGUUGAUCCCCCCCGGAGCCCAUCCUCCUGACGUCUUGGGCAUGAUGCCUCCUGGCUUAAAGCCAGAGAAGGCACACCUCUACAAGACUUCAUUUUGCAAAAGAUGGGAGCAGGGGAAUUGCAACUUUGGCUCCGCCUGUCACUUUGCGCACGGUGAACGGGAACUUCGUGGCCGCGCCCCUGUGGUGGCAGCCAGCGUGCUGAGCCCUGGUGGCGGAGCCAAUGUGGCAGUCAACGUACCCACACCGCCACCGGCAGUACCACCACAAGCAGUACCACCACAAGCACAGGGCUACGGCUACUCCGACAACUCUGGAAGCGACUGGGGCUGUGAAGGCUGUGGCGGUUGUGGUUGUGGAGGAUACGGCUGCGGAGGUUGUGGAACUUGCAGUGGUUGCGCAGGAGGCUGCCCAGCAGGCUGUUGUGGGUCUGGGUACAGCAAGGGUUGCAACUCAUGCGGCUGUGGCAAAGGUGCUGGUUGCGGUCCAUGUGGGUCUUGCGGUGGCGCGGGCUGCGGGCCUUGCAAUGGCGCAGGCUGUGGACCUUGUGGGCCCUGUGGCUGCGGCAAGGGUGGGCCUUGUGGUUGUGGCCACAGUGCUUGUGGUUCCAGCUGUGCCCCUCAUAGUGGUCCCUGUCACGCUGGCCCGUGCGGCCCUUGUGGCCCUGGCGGUCCUCAUGGCUCCUGUUCUGGGGCCGGAGCUUGUGGCUGUGGUGGCUGUGGUCCUAGCUGCGGUCCUGGCUGUGGUCCUGGCUGUGGUUUUGGCUGCGGUGCUUGCGGCUUUCAGGGUGAGCACAUGGAAGCUGCAGGUGAUGAAGAUUGGGACUGGGGCGGAUUUCAGGGCCAGUGGGGCGAUGAUUGGAACGGCUCCUGGGGUUAGCUUUUGCCGCAGUUGCGAUGUGCUCCUGCCUAGCCAUGCUGAGCUGCUGCAACAUCCAUCGCAUUACUCGACCAAAAUC